CGGAGGUAAAAAUCCAGAGUUUACCCACUUUUAAUUUUUGUCUUUUUAUUUUUGUGUUUAGAGUCACAAUUCAAGCACCGGUAUGACAAGUCUAUGUAGUGCAUGUAGGCGACACUACCUGAGUUUAAGACGUGUGUAUGACAAGUUACUGGCGGAAACGACAGAUGAUAAGGAAGAGGAUGAAUUGUGCGUGGAUAUCAUGUCACUGGUAUGAGAUAUUUCAUUUUAUUGAGCAUGCCUGUAGAAAAGCCUGCAUGCUAGGUGUGCUGGGCCAAGACGAAAUUUUUUGUGACCAAACUGAAAAAUCAUCUUGCCAAUAGUCGAUAGUGAUUACUGUUGAAGAAUGAAGAUCCGAACUGUACAGUGUGUAUCAAAAUAAUUCGAAUCCAAAUUUGGCGUGUAAUAACGCAGAAUAUAUUUGACAAAUUCGGUUGGUUUUUACACCAUUGUUAAGUUCAUUUAUUUACCUUUCAAAUGACAUGCUGUACGCGUCAUUUAGUUGGAAAAUGACGGAGUAUUGCUUUGACAAAAAAAGUCCAUAAAAAUCACAAUUUUCCGCCGAUGGGAAUUGGACAUUUUUUCUUUCAAAGUUAGUCCCACAAGGCUUUGAAAUGGUAAUCAUCACUGAAAACUUAAAUGCAAAUUUAACGCGAAUUUCUUCUCGUUCAACAUGUUGAAAGCAUAGGAGCUUAAAUCUCUUUAAAUGAACACGAAUUUAUUAAUUAAAUUUGCAUUAUCUUUUGUUUGUACGUCUCACUUCGAAUUCCCAUCGGCGGAAAAAUUUGAUUUCGAACAACCAGUUUUAACACACGAUUUCUUGCUCAUUUUUGAUCUUAUUGAUAUAAGAACGACAUAAUCGGAAACCUAAUAGGCUAUUCUUAAUUGCCAUAUAAAAAUUAUAUGGUUUACUUUAGUAUUUUAUAAACAGCAGUCUGUCAAAUUUGGAUUCGAAUUAUUUUGAUACACACUGUAUACAAGGUGUCUCAAACAAAACGCAAUGGAAAUUCAACAGGCUGUCGUGCGUCAUAAAUUUUGCUAAACAAUUCAAUUUUUACAUAGGCCGAAAGGGCUGUUAUUUAGCUUUUCUAUGAUACUUUUUCUGAAUCGUAACGAUGAGAAAUGGCCACAUACUCGUCAAAUAAAAAUUGUCGGUCGAAAUCACACUCUUCUACCGUUGGGAAUUGAAAAUACAUUAAUUAUGCCAAGUUAAUCAAUCCAAAAGCAACGCGAGUCUGUUGCAAGCUAUUUGUUUCGUAAAACGUUUUGAUUACGAAUGUUCUCUGUUCAGUGGUUAAUUGAAGACACUAAGACGAAGAUUGACGAGUUGAGCUCAUUUUAGAUAAUUUAACGUUUAACUUUAAUUUCCUCUUGGGAGUUGUCUAUGUCUCGUUUUCCAUGCAAUUCCCAACGGUGGAAGAAUGUGAUUCCGACCGGCAAUUUUUAUUCGACGAGUAUGUGGCCAUUUCUCAAAAAAAAGAGUAUCAUUGAAAAGCUAAAUAACUGUUCUUUCGUCCUAUGUAAAAAUUGAAUUGUUUAGCCACGUUUAUGAUGCACGACAGCCUGUUGAAUUUUCAUUGUGUUUUUUUUCACAGUUGUCAGUUAAAUUUAAUUGAUUGAAAUAUUGAAAUAGGCAAUUCCAGCUUUUAGUUUAUGCGUGCAGGGCAUGAUGGGAAGUAAUGUAUCAUAUUGCUGAUUAUGCUGAAAAAUUUCAAUAGAAACUGCCGAAACAACCGAAAUAUUUCAAUAUUUACAAGUAUAAGCUAUCACUCCGUGUUUACACGGCCACCAUUUUUAAUUUUUCAGCAUAAUCAGCAAUGUGAUACCUUACUUCCCAUCAUCCCCUGCACGCAUAAACUAAAAGCUGGAAUUGCCUAUUGAACAAUCAAAUAUAUCAAUUAUGAAAUAUGAAUACUUCAAUGUUAAGAUUUAAUUCGUCUGCACAAACAUUCUCCCCAGUGUGUAUUAUAUGAUUUUUUUAAAUUUUCAUCCUCACAACUCACAAAUUAUGUAAUGUAAAAUCACUAAAAUAGUCAAAUGUUCCUCAGUUUAGUCUGUUCUAAGCAACUUUAGAUUUUUGGGGGGCCAGCCAGAUUCCCGAAAUCAUGUGGCCUAGAGAUUCCAGGCUUUUCCAGCUAUACAGCACUAAAGAUCCAAACUGAAAUUUAUAUUUGCCAAGACGAAAAUUUUCCUUUUUAUCAAACUAAUUUCUAAUAAAUUAAUACCAAAAUAUUUACAAGAGUUACAGACUGCAAAGAAACCAAUAUAAUACAAUUAUUAAGAAAUUUUAGAUUUAAACUCAGCGAGAGAUUGAGCUCUGACGAAUUCGAUGCGGGUACAUAUGUCGUUCCGUAGAGCAGUCUUUUUUGACACUUGCCCUCAGGGCAAGUUGCACAUGAAAAUUAGUUGCCCUGAAUAAACUUCACUUCCCAUCAGACAAUGGCCACUGGGGUACCUAGACCUAUCUAGGUACCCCAUGCAGUGGCCAUUGCCUGAUGGCAGGGCUCGAAAUAACGUUUCCAACGUUCCCGAUCAUGGUGAUCAGCUGUCAUGAUUUUCUGCUGAUCAAAUGAAAAUCUGGCCGAUCAGUAUAGGAUACGUCCUGUUUAUAUGUUAUGUGAUAAUGCCGUAGUAUUGCAUGGUGUUCAUUAAUGACAUUAACCACGUUUUUGAGACAAUGGUUCUUGCCGAUCAAGAUGAUCGGCAACCUUGCUUUUCUGCUGAUCAAAAGCAAUUUUCUCAAAUCUACCUUUGGCCCACGAGAAACAAAAUUUGAAUCAAGUCCAUGCACUAUAAAAAAUUUAUCUGACAAUGAAGACAUAAACUUAAAGAUGCCCAGUUUUUUGUGGCAAGGCAACUUGCCCAAUCGGGCAAACAAAACAAAACGUUCACUUGCCCGUCAUGAUAUUCAUUUGCAUCGGGCAAGCGGGCAAGUGUUAGGUUACACCUCUGCAUAGGUUAGAGUCUCGCAAAAUGUGUUCGUCUACCAUAGAAGUAGGAGUAAAUUUUCUUGACAAGUAACUAUAGGAACCAUUAUCAACAUUUCUGUACAUACAGUAAAUGUUUCGAACUGUUGAGUACGUCUGGUUUCAAGGUUGGUCCAAUUCAAUGAUGUUAAGAUAUCUGAGGACCGAAUGUUGUAAUCAGAUUCAGUAAUAGAUCUUGCAGUCCUAUUCUGUAAACGGUGUAGCUUUUGUCCAAGAUCCUUGCGCGUAUAUAUAAGCUAUCCGAAACAAUGCUACAAUAAUCAAAGUGUGGCCGUAUUAAAGAGUUGUAAGUCAAGACAAGAAUUGACUGUCGAAUAGGACUGUUCGGUAUACCGAUAUACCGAAAAUAUCGGUAUUAAAUCAAUAUCGGUAUAUCGAUACCGGAUAUUCAACCAUAUACCGAUAUACCGAUUUUUCCGAUAUACCGGAAUAUAUGGCGAAACCAUAACCUUUAUUUUACCAGUGGCGGAUUUAGACCGUUGCAACUGUAGCAUAUGCUACGGUCAGAUUUUCCAUAGGCCAGUUCUAACAUGGAUCAUAAAAUCAAUCUAAAAUAUAAUUUAGCAAUAUUUUGUUUACUUUCCUUGUUUAUAUUUCAAGGUUUUAUUUUAUUUAGUUUUAUAUGUUCUAAAACAUUUUAUUUUGACAAAUUGAUGACAUUUAUAAUACGUAAAGUUAAUUGUUUUAAGAAUUCCCGCCCGAAAAUACGGUUGUAAUUGCCCGUUUGCGGGUCAUUACGCAAUGGACUAUAGCUUAGAAAAUAUCAUCCUUCAGAAAUACACCGUAGCGUGUUGCCCAUAUAUGAUCAAUUUUCGCUACGGUCAGAUUCAUUAAGGUCGAAUCUGACCGUAGCGAAAAUUGGCAUAUACGGCAUUCUGAUUGGUUUGCUACGGUCAAACGUAGCAAACCAAUCGGAAUGGGGCAAAUGCUAUAGUUUGCUACGGUGGCAUGAAAUUGGCUACUGCUCCAGAACGAUGGAAUAUCUGAUAUUUGUGUUUGGCUCAUCAACAACAUGCUAUUGGGAACCCACAGUACGGUUGUGCGCAUUUCGAAAUGAAAGCCGUCGUAAAGCUAAAGGAUUUAUAUGCGUCGAGGUAGAAAUAAAAUCAGAUAGUAAAACGAAUCAUUUCCAGUCAGGUAAGCCUUAUGAAUGAUAAGAGAUGUACAUUAAUAUUUUAAUUUGAGUUUUUACUGUAUAGUGUUCGCUAUUAACUUCGCUUUAUUAAAGUGUUUGUGCGCGUAUGUACAGUAUACCUGCAUGUAUUGGAAUUAAUACGCGAAUUAUGAUACGCGCGUAUAUAUAUCGUGUUUUAUAGCGCGCUAAUAUUUGUUUGUAAUGCGUAUAUAUUCGUAAGAUACGCGUAUUCGUAUCAUACGCGCGUUCAUAUGAUAUGCGUAUUCGUAUGAUACACGCGUUCGUAGAUGAUACGCGUAUUUCGGUAUUCAAUUGAUAAUGAUAUGCGUAUGAUACGAGUAUCAUACCGAUAUCGUAUGUUAAAAUAUACGCGAGCAAUAGUUUACAUUUUGAGAUCAUUUCGGCUUAUUUUUGCUUAAGAAAUGAAUACAAUGAGGACAAAUUUAAUGGUCACAUGCAGUGCUCAGAACGCAGGAAAUGGCAUUUCCGGGCUUCAAAUUUCAAAAAUUUUCCGGGGGGACAUACCCCCGGACCCCCCUAACUAUGCGAGGUCUUGGAAAAUGCUACGGUCAGAAUUUUGGCUGGAUCCGCCACUGUUUACUACUGAAUGGCAAUUCAAAGAACUUUCUACUGCAAUGAUUUAGAAUUUCCACUUUAGUGAGAUUUUACACUGAGUACGUGUCGUUCGAAACAUGUUCGAAACAGCUUCGAAAUGAUCGUUUUCCCUUUUAGAAUUAUUCAAAAUUUCCUUCAGGAAGACCGGUAUACCGUUAAUAUCGGUAUAAUUUUUUCGGUGUACCGAUACCGGAAAUUUCUCAUACCGAACAUUCCUACUGUGGAAGUAAUGGUUUUUGUCUUCGUAAAAUUCCAAUCACUUUGGAGACUUUCAAGAUUACAGAUUACGAUUUUGGGUCCGACAUACAUGCAUGUCCGAUGACCUUCAGUUCGGUUUGGCUCGGAAAUAGAUCUGAAUGACAAAUGGAUGAUUGGAGCUAUUGACUAAGUUUUGAUCUAGGCAAGAAGAACAAAAUCCAUUACCACAGCUAGAUAGAGCAUGUUAAAAUUAGUAAAAUUGCAAAGUUUGGUUUCGAAUUGUUGUAUUGGGAAACAUAGCCCUGCGAAAUUUGCAAAUUUUGUGUUAAUUUUUGUAUUACGCGCGGGAAAAUGCACCGCUUUCGGCACAAAUGUGGUGCAUUUUCCCGCGCGCGUAAUACAAAUUACUACAAAAUUUGCGAAUUUCGCAGGGCUAUAUUUUCCGUAUUUUAUAACAUUUCGCGGCCAUAACCUUUACUCAUUUUAACAUGCUCUUUCUAGCUGUGUUGAUGGAUUUUGUUCUUCUUACCUAGAUCAAAAUUUAGUCUAAAUUAAGCUGGAAUUAUCAGUUAUAAUAUCAGCACAAUUCGGAACUAAAUAUAAAUGUUGUGCAGAUGUUAAAUAAUUUGUGUCAUUCACACUUAUUUCCAAGCCAAAAUUAACUAAAGUUUGCCUAUAUAACAGCAGUGUUAAAAAAGACUUCGACAACUUAAGCCCGUUUUCCACUUCACCAUUUCGCUCUCCGGGCGCCUUCGAUUAUAUUAAAACAACAUUUCCAGUUCACUUUUUAUACAUUACUCUGAUUCUCCAUUUAACAUACAAGCCUCUAGUCCUAGACUAGGGUACAUUUUGAUUUACGUCAGACAAAGCUACAGUUCUGUCGGACACCAAUACACUCGGGUCGGACAAAAAAUUUCCGUUUCGCUUAAGUUUUGUUAAUGGUGACGUGACAUGCAUAUCUACAAAAAUUCAAAAUGGCGCACAUUUCAUUCCUUUCGAUCAAAAUAUUUGUAGAAGUGAGCAAGAUAUGAAAAAAAAGGUAAAAAAGUAUUAUAUAAAGUCUUAAAAGUUCUUUUAAAUGGGAAAUAAAAAAAAUAUAUUGCCAUUUGCCUUUAAGUACACUUUAAGGCCUAUGGGUGUCUAAAAUUCUGAUGUAUAGGUAUAAGAUGCUAAUGCGUUUCGUCAUUUUGCAGAUGAACGACACGCGACGCGAUUGGACAAUUGGAUUUGAUUGCAAUAAAGUGAAAGAAAAGAAUUACAAUGUAUUGUCGUUGAGUGGCGUGUUUGGUUUCCUCACAUUCAUUUAUUAUGCUGCGGUGCGAAAACACGAGAAGUACAAGAAUAAAAUACGAACACGUAUGUAUACUUUUAUUUUUGAUGAAAUUAGCAAGGGUAGAAUGCCGGACGAGACUGCCAGGCUGCCUCUCUCUCCCGUACUUUACUGCUACGCGUAUUAAGCAUUUGAAAAAAAAACGAAAACCGAUACCGGAAAAAAACCCCGAUAAUACCGAUAUAUCUUAAUUUUAUGCAAAAUGUCCGCUUAAUUUUAUGCAAAAUCUUUUGUUUUCAAAUGAUGCCAAACAGCCAUGAUAUAACAGCUUUGACUCAUCGGGUGCGUGAUAUUUUCAAUAAAGUGUGAGGCCAGUGAUCAGUGGCCUGUGAAAUGUCCACUUUAAGAAUUGAAAAUGCAUACUACUUAUUAGCAUUGAUUACCGCACCGGAUGAAUAAUGUGUGAUAUUUUUGGCCGGAAAAUUGUUUCAAAACAUUUUAUUCAACUGCGAAUUCGAAACAAAGAUUGUCCUAUCUCACCAGAUAGCAUGUCCAAUGAGGUUAGUUUUUGUUUUUCUAAAGCAUUCGUAAUCCACUUUUGUUUUUACGUUCUAAAAGAUCACUUUUUGAUAAGCGAAAUGACAUCUUUAUACACCUUGCAAUGCCAAUGUAUAAACAAACACGUUUUAGAUAGCGCUCUAACCUUAAUUUACGGAUUUUCCCGCGGAGUUAGCACAUUGAUCGUCUUUGACCUUCUGAAAUAACUCCAAUCAGCGCUUGAAAAAGCUUGAUAUGGCGUUUUUAUAUAUGCAAAUGUAAUAUCGAUAAUACCGAAAAAUAUCGAUAUUCCGAUAUAUCGAAAAUUUCAAUAUCGAGUAAUCGGUAUUUAUAAAAAAACGAUAAUUAUCGAUAUCGAUAUACCGCAACAGCCUAACGCGUAUUAUUAUUGCCCCGUACUUAAGCCGUUAUCUCAUACCUAGCGUAUUACCGGCUGCCCUAUUGGCUAUGAGGAGAUGCGUUCAAUCUCGAACCCACCUGCUGACGUAUGUUUAGGAGGGAGGUUCGAGAUCGAUGUUUUCGGCGGCGACCAUUAUGGGCUAGUAUUCCAAAGGUCGUAGGUUCGAAUCCCACCGUGGCCGGGCAUAUAUUUCAAGCUCGCCCGGUGUGGAUAUACACUCAGAGUAACACCACAAAUAUCAUAUUCACCUGAGUACACUACACCAACACAGAAAAAAAAUUCAUAUUACUAGAAUACAUUGGUAUCGAAGGAACUAGAUUUUGUUCCAAAAUAUCACUUACUCGAACCGUCCUGACCGCGUAGCUCGUUGGAAGAGCAUUGGGCUAGUAUUCCAAAGGUCGUAGGUUCGAAUCCCACCGUGGCCGGGCAUAUUUUUCAAGCUCGCCCGGUGUGGAUAUACACUCAGAGUAAUACCACAAAUAUCAUAUUCACCUGAGUACACUACACCAACACAGAAAAAAAAAGAAAAAGAAAAAUUCAUUAUGAAGCGAUUUGAACAAAUUUCAGACGAGGAUUUAGAUACAAAAAUUGAAGAUUUAUAUAUAAAUCUUGGUAAUGUUUUCGCAGAAUGUGUGCAUUUUCUCUUUUCAAGAAUAAGGGAAUAUUGUAAAGAUUUUUUUAGCUUCAAUUUAAGCCUAAGUUUGUUUGUUUGCGUAUAGUAUGUUGGCUGCUAAAAUGUUCGUUAUACUGUGGCGGAUAUGUGCAUGCAUGGAUGUUUCCGAAGAGGGUUAAAAGUACCAAAUUGUGCACAGUAGCAUCUUUUUAUGAAUAGAACAACAUGCAAAAGUUGGGCCAUCGUGAAACUGGGUUUUUUAGAGAGUUGCGAUGCUAUUAGCAUUAUUUGCUAUUAAAUUCUACUACAACAAAAAAUGUGAAAUUUUGAAUUCAAUCGCGACAGAUAUAACUUGCAUCAUCACAAAGCUUGUAAAAAACUACAUAAAAGACUUUUAAACAGUUUUCAGUUUUAUUCUUCAAAUGGUUAUUGGCUGUAAAUUAGGCACAUUAUCUCGCUAAAAGUCCCUAGUAAUUAAUUAUUCGAUGUUUGAAAAUGCGUUUUUAACAGUUUAUAAUUCGAAAAUUAUUUCAGAAAUCAAAAACUGUCUAAAUGUCUUAUAUGCAGUUUUUUAUAAGCUUUCUGAUGAUGCAAGUCAUAUUUGUUGUAAUUGAAUACAAAAUUUCACAUUUUUUGGCUAUAAUAGAAUUCAAUAGAAGAAAAUCACUAAUCACCCGCGCGUUUUCAGGAGUUAGCAGCAAUAUAGCGAUGGCCCCACUUCAAAUAUCUAUUAAGCAAAUAAAACUACAUCAAUUGUAAAAGUUUGAUGCUUUUAACCUCAACGGGAACUACUGAUCAAUAAUUUUACACAUAUCCGCCUCACUAUUAUCCAAACAAGAAAUUAUAUACCACAAUGCGUAAAUUCUUCAGUGCUUUUUAUCGAAAUGGCAUGUGAUAAAAACCAAACAUACAAGGUGAAUAUUGCAGGUUCGGUGAGAGUGGGAUUGGCGCACCUUGGGGGACUGGAAGUUUCCAGCCACCCGAGGUGCGUCCAAUCCCGGACACACUUCCCUGCAAGUAUGUUUUAUAACAAACAUACUUGCAUAGGUUCGGUGAGUCCGGGAUUGGACGCACCGAGGGUGGCUGGAAGUUUCCCGAACUCACCGAGCGAAGCGAGGUGAGUUCGGGAAACUUCCAGCCACCCGAGGUGCGUUCAAUCCCGUACUCACCGAACCUGCAAGUAUGUUUGGUUUUUAUCACAUGCCAUUUCGGUAAAAUACUAAAAAUUACUGAAGAAUUUUAUACGCAUUUUACUUUUUAGUAUAUAAUUUCGUGUUUGGAUAACGAACGUUUUAGCCGCCAACAUGCUACGCAAACAAACAAACUUAGGCUUAAAUUAAAGCUAAAAAAAUUCUCUACAAUACUCCCUUAUUCUUCAAAAGAGAAAAUGAACACAUUCUGCGAAAACAAUGCCAAGAUUUAUAUAAACCUGCCCGUGCCGAACAAAUUUCGGCGGCCAUCUUUCUUCUCUUCCACUUUGAAUACAGAAUAUUCCAUUUUUAUCAAACAAAAUAAAAAAAUAAUAAUUAUAAAACAAUUAAAAACAGUUAAUUUAUUUUUUAUUUAAAUCUUCGUCUGAAAUUUGUUCAAAUCGCUUCAUAAUGGCCGCCGCCGAAACAUCGAUCUCGAACCCACCUCCUAAACUUACGUCAGCAGGUGGGUUCAAGAUUGGACGCACUUCCUCCUAGCCAAUAGGAAAGCCGCUAAUACGCUAGGUAUGAGAUAAGUUAUAAAACACCAACUUAACAAUCAAGGUGCACCCAUAGUUAAUAGAAUAGAUGGUUUGGAAACUCAUUAGAAUAACAAUAUAACUCAUUAUCUAUGUUAGUCAACGUUUGUUCAUAAAUCUGGUCCUUCGCCGUCACGUGCGCAUUGUAUUUUUGCCUAACUAAUCAAUAGCAUGCAAUGUUUUAAGAAAGUUACCUAUCGGUGACUCGAACAAUAUAGGAUAAGUUUGAAAUUGCUAUUGGUGGGUUUGGCAGAAAUACAAUACACGCUUGACGGUGAAGGGCCAUAUUUAUGAAUGAAAGUUGACCAACAUACUGUAGAUAAUGAGUUAGAUUGUUAUUCUAAUGAGUUUCCAAACCAUCUAUUCUAUUAACUAUGGGUGCACGUAGCUUUUAAAAUGAAGUGCGUAAAGUACAGGUUCCCAACCGGUAUUCAAUCAGUAACUACGAAUUAGAAUAAGAAGCACAACUGCAUUUAUCAAAACACAACAAUCGACUUAAACAUUCCUUACGUCUACAGGGUGUAUCAAAAUAAACGCAAUUCAUUUUUGUGCUUAAUAACUUUCGAAAUACUAUUUCUAGUUAAACGCUUUUAGGCUUACUUCAAAGCCUGUUCUUUUCUCUUUCAAACAAACUAUUAUCCUUGUCUCCAAUGCUAGUAAUAAUUGCACAGGAAAAGAUUUAGUAAAACCUAUCAUUUUUAGUUCCUGUUUAAUUAUGCAAGUUUACUAUGUUAUUAUUUAGUCGGUUUAAAUGUUAGAAUUUUCUUCUUUAAACUUUAAUGUUGUCGUCACUACAUCUGGAAAACCACGUAUAAGAACAAAUUAAAAGUAUUUUAAAAGAGACCAGGUUGUUUGAAAAUCCUAAACGAAUGCUAAAAAUCGUCAAAACAUUCUGGUGUCUGAGCCAGAGUGUCAUCGAAUUGCGAUGUAAUGUAAUGUAAACAGAAAUUAUAGCAAGUUGAUGUCAGUCAGCUUAGAUGGUCCAAGCCAAAAUUAUAUGGCAUUUGAAGUUUCAAACUGAGUUAAAAAUAGUGGAAGAAAAGCCGUAAUUAUACUUAUUGUUACAAUCCAUUUAAUAAAAUGCAACAUUUUUUUGUUUUAAUGAAAAAAUCAGUUAUUUUCAUGAGAACGUUUAGUUAUUCCAUCUCAAUUUUUUUAAUCUCCAAUCGCAAUAACGUAAAGUAUUAUUACCCGCGAACCAAUGAGUCAAAUUUAACAAACAACCCACUGUUAGAAAGCGGAAUGGCUACGCUUUAAAAUGAAUGUAAACGUUAACGUUUUCGUCUAUUAUUUGUUUAGCAAUUUACAUUUCAGUCGAGGAUUGCGCUUUUUUUGAUACACCCUGUAUAUUCUAAAAGCUCACUCACACUCAAUUAGUGGAGGUUCAAUCUGAGCUUCUCUUGAGUGUCAGUGCUGUUUUUGAAUAGCUGGAGGGUGAGUAAUCACAUACUAAGGUACGACACUAACCCUCCAGCUAUUCAAAAACAGCAUUGACACUCAAGAGAAGCUCAGAUUGAACCUCCACUCAUUGAGUGUGAGUGAGCUUUUAGAAUACGGGCGUUAGUUCCAUAAGGGACCUAUCAUUAUUUAUGGCUGGAGUGGGGCCCGAAGAGAAAGUAUAAAGGAGCCGAAAAAAGCAUUACCCCACCUUUUCCGAAACAAAAUUUCUAGCUACGCCACCUUUUUCGAACCAAAAUGUCCAACUAACUCAAAAAAUAUUUACCUCACCCACACCUUUGGGCCGAAAAUGGUAGCAAUUUCCGCACGCAAUACAAAAUUGUACAAAAUUUGCAAACUUUGAAAGGCUAUAUUUUCCGCAUUUUACAACAUGUCACAACCGCAUAAAAAUUUUACGCUAUAAAGCAAUAAAAAGUAAAUGGGCUUGUUGUUUUAUGACUAUAGAAUGCUUAGCUAUUCCUGUGUCAUAUGAAAGAAAAUAUGACACGCAGAAAUCGAACGAAAAUUAUGUCAAGAAAAGUCGGUCUUGCCGUUCCCGCAAAUGUCAAGCUUAAACUCCCUAAUCAGGGAAGGGGGUGGCAAAGGUCGCCUUUGGGGGAGGGGCGUGUUUGUCUUUUCAUAACAGUCGCGAGCUGUUUGUACGAUCCCUGGGUACGAAAUUAGAGAGUUUGAGCAAGAGAACGAAGUAGGACGACGACGACGUGGUUGACAAUUUUUGCCUGUCUUGUACAUUAUCUUGCGCAGUCUGAGUUUAGGGUCAGGAGUGAAGACAGAUUAGAGAUUCAUGUCUAGCUGUUUGUGAAUGCUGAGCCAAAUCCUUACCCUGAUCAGGAUAAAACAGCGAGGCAUGAAUCCAUAUCCCGUCUUCGUCUUCUGCCUUCGUUCACAACGAAUAUUUUGGCAAAAUUCGUUGUGAACUUCGUUCUGCACGAAGGCAGAAGGACAAAGACGGGAUAUAGUUUCAUGUCUCGCUGGGUUUUUUUCUGGAUCAGGGCAAGAAUUGUGGUCAGUAUUCAUAAACAGCGACACAUGGGAAGACACGUUGUGCAACCACUAGUGACGUCCAACUCAGUAUGCGCAAGAUAAUGUGCACACGGCAAAAAUUGUCAAGUAUGCCUUCGUCUUCGUACUUCGUUGUCUUGCUCAAACUCUCUAUUAACUUGCGACAGUGUCACGACAGUUACAAGCAUAUGGAAAGAAGCAUAAAAAUUAUUCGCGACAAACACUUCACGACACGCUCGCGACAGUUACAACAAUAUAGAAAGCAGACUUAUACUGCAUGUUGGUUAUGAAUCAAACCUUGAUUCCAACAUCAAACGAAUUAAAGAACACUAAAUCUAAAGAACGAAUAGAACAGCAACGAGGAUGUUUUAUAUAUAAAUGGACACUGUUUGAUUUCUUGUAACGUAAAAGCUAUAAAAACUAUCGCAAUGAACUAAAAGAUCAUUGCAUUCAGCAUGGAUAAUAAAAUAAAUGGAUAGGACUCUCGCUAGGCUGGAUCGAUAUACCGGAUACAUCCGAUAUACCGGUAUUUGUUUAGAUACCGGUUUGGCGAUAUUGACAAUUUAAAAAUACCGAUAUACCGACAUUUCGGUAUUUUGCUGCCUAAUACCGAAAUGAAACGCUAUUUCAAGUCAAACUUGCUUACAAUCACGUUUAGAAAGCAAAGUUAAUACUCACAGAUGCAUGACAUGCAUGAAAACCUUUUCUGGCUUUUCAAGUUUUUUUUUAUCGGAUAAGAAGGUAACUUUUUGUUGUUUUUAAUCUUAUUUAACUGACAUGCUAACUUGUUUAUGCGUUAGUUUUAAAAAUGCAACGUUUUUUAUGUUUAUAACUAUUAGCAGCUUACUGAAACACUAUCUGAAUUUAUAUAGCUACAAAACGAAUAUUUUUCUGAAUGAUUCAACACUUCGACGCCCUACUAAUAAUUGCAGCUUAGCGCUGUUAAUUGUUAACAUAGCUUGAUAAUGCGAAUCUUGUGACAUUUGCACUAAUAACAGUAUGUGCCACAUUAAUAUUUUGUCAGAAUACCGGUAUUUACCGGUAUUCUGAUGGCGGUAUAUCGGUAUUCGGUAUUUGCGAUAUCGAUCCAGCCUAACUCUCGCUGACGUAAGCAAAAACAACCUAGUUGCAAUCUGUGACGUCACGCGUAUUGCAAAGUUCUCUGCAUUUUUGUUGUUUCGCUAUAUUUUCCGCCUUAAAAGAGCAAUAUUGAAGCAUAAACCGGUCUAAUUGUUUUAAAAACAUGCCUAAGCCACGACAAAGUAUUCAAGGUAAAUGUUUUUCGUCUUUGUUUUGUAUUUUUUUACAUUUGUGGCUACGAAAUUGGCGUCCCCAAUUUUAACGAAAUUUGGGAUGCCUUUUUCACUGUUUAGUGCUUGAUAUAUUUGCUAAAAUUGACUGGGAAUACUUAGAGAUUUCAUCGUAGAAUGGCGUAGUUAUAUUCAUUUGCUCUUUGACUAAAAUGUUUAGCUGUAUUAUUGCUAAACAUGCCGUUUUUGAGAAUUUGGUUUGCAACUAGGUUUCAACAUCCAAUCACGCCAUCAGCCCAUUGAAAACAUUAGGUCACGUCAGCUAGUUUCCUAUCCAUUUAUUUUAUUAUCCAUGCAUUCAGUAAGACUUAGAUUUUGAUAUAUAGCACUUGAGUUUACAUGCAAUAUUGACUGCGCUAUUGAUGUUUGAACGUUCAACUGCUGCUUUUGAAAAUGCAAAAAAUUAGCAUAAAACAACCUAAUGUAAUUUUACCGCAUGCAAAUUCAAGUGUUCUAUAUCAAAAUCUAAGUUAGUCCUUUCUGAAUGCAAUGAUCUUUAUUUCAUUGCGAUAGCUUUUAUAGCUUUUACGUUAUAUGAAAUCAAACGAUGUCCAGUUUUUUUGGGGGGACUCCCGGUAUAGAAAAGAAAAUAAUUUAAUAAAGUUUGCAUUCUUAUUAUAGGGUCUCGAAGAGCUAAACAGGUCGUCAAUUAUGAUUCUGAAUGAUCUCAAAAACCAUCUUUAAUGCUCUCAAAAGCCAUCUUCAAGCCAUCAUGAUGAGAAUUGGAAAAAAAUGGAAUGGUAUGAUAUCGCGUUGUGUGAAUUCUCGUUGUGUGAUCUGACUCUAGUUAAUUCCGUGAUUAGAUGACUACCACUAAACUGUUAACUGCACCUAACCUCAAUUCCUUUUAUCAUUUCAUUCUUAAGAACUUCUGAAAUGAUGUGAUAACUUAUUUUGAAGACUUUCGUUUGCUCACUUUGUUUCUGAGAUAUUUCAGUUUGUUUGGUAUGCAAAUGUCCGGAAUUUCCGUCACAAAUGCAUAAUGACGUAAAGUAAAAGCUUGAAUAUCGUAUUCACUAUCGAGUUUAAUUCAUUAAAUGAAGUUUGGAGUUGUGGGAGGAUUACAUAUACCUAUGCAAAACACCAUUUAGCCUUUUUAUUUCAUGAUAUUUAACAGUACCUUACAUUCUUUGGUCAGUCAUUAUUCAUAUGUGACGUAAAUUCCGGACAUUUGCAUUUCAAUAAAACUGAAAUAACUUAGAGACAAAGUGAGCAAACGAAAAUCUUCAAAAUAAGUUACAAUAUCAUUUCGAAGGUUCUUAGGAAUGAGAUGUUAAAAGAAUUGAGGUUAGGUGCACUUUAAUCAUAACACAGUUGAAUGCAUUUUACCUUUUGUCCGAUCAUAGCUAAUAGAAUAGAUGGUUUGGAAACUCGUUAGAAUAACAAUACAGGGUGCAUGUAUGAAAAAAAAGUAGACAACUUUCAAACGGCUCUCAAACUCACAAAUCCAUUCAUUUCAUGAAAUUUUUUAUAAAGAUAGAUUGUUUGGGUACUUAUAAUGUAGAAUAAACAAACAUUUUUCGUGAAGAUAAAUUUUCCAGAGCAGGCGAGGGGGGGGGGUCUUUUUUAGUAGCAUUAAAAAUAGCUUACGCGCGAAAUUUAAAAGUUUAAAACGCAUUUUGAGUUCAUAGGCGAGAAACGUGUUAUGUGUUUUAUCAAUGCUCCAAAUAUCAGAAUAUUCGCUUAAUUUUAAGUCCUUUAAUUAAAUAGCUGCUGAAACUUUCAUUUUUUGACACAAAUGCCCAUCACGCAUGCUUAAUUAAUGCGUUUACCAAAUUUGCAUAUUGGUAUUGUAAAAAAAAGUAAAAUAACAAUAUGCAAAUUAGGUACAUGCAUGAAUUAAGCAUGCGUAUUAUAGGCAUUGGUGCCAAAAAAUGAAAGUUUCAGCAGCUACUUAAAGGACUUAAAAUUAAGCAACUUUUCUGAUAUUUGGACCAUUAAUAAAACACAUAACAAGUUUCUCGCCCAUGAACUCAAACUGCGUUUUAAAGCUUUUAAAUUUCGCGCGAAAGCUCUAUUGUUAACGCUGCUGAAAAAAACACCCCCCCCCCCUCCCCCCGCUCUGGAAAAUUUAUCUUUACGAAACUUUUUCGUUUAUUCUACAUUAUAACUACGCAAACAAUUUAUUAAAAAUUUCAUGAAAUGAACGGAUUUCUGAAACUGAGAGCUGUUUCAAAAUUGUGUACUUCUUUUCUGAUACACCCUGUAUUUAGUCUGGUUCUUUUAAUCAGGUCAAAUCUGACCAGAUUCCUGGUUACAGCAACUAGACUAUGGUAUAGGACCCUUAUUGAUCGCUUACUCUCGAUAUAAAAAAAAAAACAGCGCGAUCCCUCUCUUGACGGUAACAUGCAUAUCCUCAAUAAUCCAAGAUGGCGAACAGCUCACUUUUUCAGUCGAAAUAUUUUGAAAACUAAGCAAGAUAUAAACAAUCUGUAAUAGAGUUUAAUAUAUAGUUUUAAGAGUUCUUUCAAAUGAACUAAAGUAAUUUUUUAUGGCCAAUGUUCUUUAAAGUGUAAUUUAUAUAAAUCGUUCAACAGUGAAAUUACUUAUCUGUAGAAUAGCGGGGUAUGUAUAGGUCUGACUCUUCCACAGUCCCUAACAUUGCUUAUUCAUGCAAUGAUUCAUGGGAAUGCGAUGAAAAUUGAGUAUAACGCGAAGGACCAUCGCAUUCCCAUCGUUCAGCGCGCGUUGGGUAAUUCAGCGCGCGUUAGGUAAGCGACUGGGGACGAGUCGGGUAUAGGUAUUCAUCUCAUAUUCAAAAUUUACAAAUAAUGUAAGAUUUUUCUUGGGGGAAAUUUAUGUUUCAAAAAUACCAUAUAGUGAAAUUUUGAUACAAAUUUUAUUUUUGUACAAUCGUUAUUUUUUAUAUAUUUAAGAAUUUGUAUGAAUUGAAGUUAAUAAUCAAUAUUUAAAAUAAUUUGUAUUUUCAGUUUCAGUCUAAUAAAUGUAUUUAAAAUACUCAUUACAGUGCAUCUACUGUAAGUGGGGCCACUUAGAGAACACUAACCAAUCGCAUUGCAGAACAGAAAGAAAAAUCUAAUCAAACUAAAGCUCGUCCAAUCAAAAGAAAGAUUCAGGAAGCCAUUAACUGCAGUGUUUACUUUUACAAUUCUAUUUUUACUGUUUGACAUUCGUUUAUUUGUUCAAAUUGUUUUUGGCCUAAUGCUGAUUGGCUAAUGCGCCGUUUGUUGAUUUUUUCAAUUUCUGUUCUUCAAUGUGAUUUGUUAGUGUUCUGUAAGUGGCCCCACUUAGGGACGGACCAUUUGAUUUUUGAUGGGGGGGUGGGUAGAAUCCCCAAAAAAAUAUCGAGCAAGCAAUUCAAACUUAAAAAAAAUAUCGUGCAAGAAUAAACGGACGAAAAAAAAUAUCGAGCAAGAUUUUCGAGUGGUAAUCCUUAUUUGCCAUUCGGUGCAUUUCCGCGUGUAGCCCAGGGCCGUAUGUAGCAACUGGAGGAGGGGGUGGGGGACUGCAGGGUCCAGGAAAUGGCAUUUCAGAGACUCUAAAUUUAAAAAUUUCCUCGGGCCUUCAGCCCUCGCUUUCAGGCCCUCCCCAAUCAAAAAGAGCUUCCUACGGCCUUGUAGCCUAAAUAAUGGGAGGACCAGUAUAAUUCCAAAAAUGGUUGUUCUUUAUUUCUUUACUCCGACUCCUAUGAUGAACAUGUACAUAAAAAACUAGGUUAAACUAGGUUACUACGAUUAAAUCACGGCCGUAGAAAGUAAAAUAGGUGAAAUUUUUAUGGGACACAAUCAAAGGCGAGGAUAUAAGAGCGAGAGAUUGAAAUUGAGUAGGAAUAGCGUACAGGGGUAUGCGUUUUGACCUAACAGCUUUCUUCAGCAGGGUUUUUUAAGAGGGGGGGGGGGGUUAGAUAUAAUUUGAAGAGGAGAAGGAAGGAGAGUUUAUAGGAGUUCGGAAAACUUGUGACUGUAGGUGAUUGCAUCCAAAUAUGGUGUUAGUGGUGUAGGAGCUUAUAAGACAGGGAUAGGGGCGUUUGGCAAUUAGUGAUACAUAAGGGAUAAAAAUAAUGAUAAUAACACCGUGCAGGGUUUGAUUUUGUUUAAAAUAUAUGAAUAUACAAUAAUAACUAAAACAUGUACAUAUAUAACAAAACCAAAACAGAGAUUAGUAAAUGAAUGAUACGAUAUGACCAAUAGAUAGCUAUAGCUAGUUCUGGUGUGGAUUUUGCUACGUAGAGGAUCCAAGUUCACAUUAUUUUCCGAACUCCUAAACUCUCCUUUCUUCUCCUCUGCAAAUUCUAUAUACCCCCCUUUAAAAAACCCUGCUGAAGAAGACUGUUAGGUCGAAACGCGUGUAGGGUUGCCUUUCCUAUACUCAAUUUCGAUCUCUCACUCUUAUAUCCUCACCUUUUAUGGAGUCCCAUAAAAAUUUCACCUACUUUAGUUUCUAUAUAUAAUCGUAGUUUCC
Paramuricea clavata is the source of this 17694-nucleotide messenger RNA. NCBI's taxonomy places the organism in Eukaryota, Metazoa, Cnidaria, Anthozoa, Malacalcyonacea, Plexauridae. The record is from the annotation of a GenBank genome assembly.